Petromyzon marinus (sea lamprey) is the source of this 5873-nucleotide messenger RNA. RefSeq names its product ferric chelate reductase 1 like (gene FRRS1L). Gene Ontology annotation, biological process: regulation of postsynaptic membrane neurotransmitter receptor levels; regulation of glutamate receptor signaling pathway. The record is from RefSeq and is a predicted model, not a curated record. Lineage: Eukaryota; Metazoa; Chordata; Hyperoartia; Petromyzontiformes; Petromyzontidae.
GGUUCGCUUCCCGACUCGAACUCCUAUCUAUGUAGAGUUUGUAUGCUCUCUGCAUGGAGCUUCCUCCCGGUUAUCAGUGUUCCUCCUGUAGCUGAAAACACAAUGCAACCGGUAUCGGUCAAACAUCCCAAGCCUCAAGCAUUACCCGCAAAUUACUCUACUCAAUUUGGCUUACACAUAGCAACAUUGUCCAGCUACAGUGAAGACUUGGCAGAACCCCCUUUUAAAAAGUCGACAGUGAGGCUGUCCUCGGGCAAACAAGCGUAAGUCAUCAAUACAUCACAGUGGUAGCCAUGUAACGUACAGUGUUACACAAACUUUACACAUUUUAAAUUCUAAACAGAAAUCAACAACGACACGAUCUGCUUCUAUCGUGCACUCUGCUCUCGCUCUCAUACACUCUACAUACGAGGAUGGGCUGCGACAUCCGUAAUUUUCCGCCCAACAGUUGCUGACUACACUACAACAAUUGGUCCUUAUGGCGGGACCCCGGGGUACCAAAUUAAUAAACAACGGCCGAGGCAAUUCAAUAUUUUAUUUCUGGGACACUAUUUUUUUUUACAGGGGUGUUACUUAACUCCGCGACUGGGGGUACCAAUCAAUCCGAGAUCGGCGCCACUCCGCGAUGCACCAAAGCGCAUCGUGAGUACAGCUCGUCGAGAUGAGUCGAUUGUCGCCGCGCCGACCAUCGAGAGACUAAAGAUGACCGCGUCACGGACAUUACGCGAGAGUCCGGGGUACAAGGUUCAAUUGAGCAUCGGAGGUUGGGGUGGGUGCUCAACCCCCCAUCGAGCUGCCGCUGUCCGUCCAUCACCGCGCACGUGGUCUUCAGGAAGCCCUCUGAACUCUGAAGGCAGCAUGGCAGCAGAAGCCCAUGGCCGUUAUGAAACAAAGGCGCGGCUCUUGCGGGAGUGACCGCGCGGGACUGGUGGGCGGCGCUGCCUCUUCCACGGCUCAGCGCGCACAUGGCAGCGGGCGGGGGCUCGCCGUGCUGCCGCCGUUAGCAGCGUAAGGGCGAAGAAGAGGCUUCGAACCAAAUUCUAGCGGCGACUGAAAUCGCGAACAGUGGGCAACGCUGCAGCAGUAACGACGGAGAGCAUGAAGGCGUUCAAAUACAACGACGCUGUGAUGACGCGACCUGCUGCUGCUGCUACUGCUGUGCACGGCGGACUGAAGCGGCGCCAAUAGCAGCAGCGAGCACUAAUAACGGUUCCGGUAAUAGCCUAAUGGGAAGAGUAAAUAUAAAAAUAAGGGCAAUUUGAGGCUUUUUGUUGGGUCUGGAGCAAGCGAGUGAGGGAGCUAGGGAGCAAGCGGCACGUUCCGCAUCCGAUUUGUAUCGGAUUCGUGUCCGGUCGGUGUCGGGGAUCGCGUCCGCUCGCUCCGCAUCGGAGGAGCCGGGGGCAUCGAAAGCGGCCGCAGCCUCUCCCCCCCCCCACCCCCGCGCAACCCUUCUCCGCCAUGGCUUCACACCGUGGUCCGCUCCUCUUCUCCCCGCCUUCGCCGCCGCCUCUUCCGCUGGUGCUGCUGUGGUGGCUGACGGCGCUGUGCGCGGCGUGCAGCGCUGCGGGUACUCCGGACAGCUCCCGGCUGCAGCCGCGGCCCGCCUCGUUCUCGGCCUCGGACUCCGCGGAGAGUACGGCCGCGUGGCCCGGCGGGGCCGGUGCCGGCGAGGGCAGCCGCAACGUGAGUCCCGGCUACAACAGCGCGGCGGGAGGCAUGCAGCAGCAGGAGCAGCCUGGGCAGCGGCAACACGAGGAGGAGCAGGGGGAGCCCGCCAGGAGCAGCGACCCCGAGCUCCUCGAAGGGGAUCCACAUUUCCUCCCGUCCCCGGAGUCGCUGCUGCUAUCGGGUGAAGGUGAGCAGCGGAAUCGGCAUGAAGAUGACAAGCAGGACGGAGACAUGAUGGUAAUGGUGAUGAUGGAGGGUGGAGAGAGCGACUACGGCGAAACGGUCGAGCAACACGGGGAACGUGGGGAAGAGGGGGGGCGGACAGAGGGAGACGGGAAGCUGGAGGAGCGGCAAGGGGAAGAGCAGGAGAUCCAGGAGGGGCAGGAGAUCCAGGAGGGGCAGGAGAUCCAGGCGGAGCUGGAGUUCCAGGAGUUCCAAGAAGUUCAAAAGUACCAGGAAAAUCAGGAGAUCGAGGAGGAGCAGGAUAUACAGGAGCGGCAGGAUAUCCAGGUGGAACUGGAGUUCCAAGAGGUUCAAACAUACCAGGAGAAGCAGGGGAUCGAGGAGGAGCAGGAGAUACAACCGUCACAAGAGAUGCAGGAGUCCCAAGAGAUCCAGGAGGAGCAGAAUAAUGAACAGAAGGAGCUUCCACCGAGUGCCCCCUGGCACGGGGACCGACCCGAGAGCCACAGCUUCAGCUCAUUCACCCGGGAGCUGUUCAGCUCACACGUCAUCGGUGAAGAAGAUCGACCGCUGCCCUCUCCUCCACCCCUUGAUCCGUUCGUGCCGAUCCGCUCGGAUGACUGCGGCUUCGACAAGGGGUGCUUCAGGUAUGGAGCUCCGGGCUGCGAUGCCAACUCGUGCGAGUACUUCCUCAGCUACCGGCGUCUCGGGGAAGAUGUGGAAUUUGAGCUGAGCGCCGACACAGACGGCUGGGUGGGCGUUGGCUUCUCGUCUGACCGCCUGAUGGGUGGAGACGACGUGAUGGCGUGCGUGCACUUCAAUGGGAACGUGCGCGUGCAGCACUACAACAACGUGGGGCAGUGGGUACGGGAGCAGCCACGCAACCCGGCGCGCGACGACGAGGCCAUCUUCGAGAGCGGACGCGUCACCUGCCGCUUCAAGCGCGCGCUCGCCGCUCACCGCAACGACGCCAUGGUGGACCUGCACCUCAGCUGGUACUACCUGCUGGCCUGGGGCCCGGCAAGCCACGGGCUGCUGACGCGGCACGACAUGGACACCCCGCCCGUGACGGACUCGCCCGUCAGCGUCUUCCGCUACGAGGACGUGUACAUGCCGUCGGCCGCCUACCAAACGUGCUCGUCACCCGGCUGCCUGCUCGUCAUUGUGGCGAUCACGUUCUACACACUCAUGGGCGUGCCGUGACGGUCGCGACCAGGGCGGCGGUGGGGGGGGGGUUCUCUCUUCCUCUCUGUCGUGAUCUACUCCGAGCCGUAUAUUUUCUUGAGCCGAUUAGCUGGGCUUCCUUAAUCAAGUGGGUCGACCCCGCACUCUUGUCCCCCCCCCCCCCCACUGCAGUAUAUGCUGUUGUGUCAGGUGACGAACAGCGCUUGAUAUAUUCACAUCCAACGACGCUUCCACAACGGCGACGACACAAAUGCAAGACUAUUCACUCCCGCGAACUGCGAGCAGCAGCGGCCCAAUAAAGGUUCGACAACCAUGAAUGGGUAUAGUCCACCCAGUUACGACUACACCUGUCUCUCGCUUCGAACGGGACCUGUAACCACCACCUGCCUUCCCUAUCCGAUGUCAGUGCUUUCGCUGUCACCGGCAGACUCUCGUAGGUCAGUCGGCUGCAGCUCUGCUCACCUGCAUGUCCACCACACUCGUUGUCUGUCAGCGUCGCACACUCAGCGUCACGUUUGCAAUGCAUCCUGGUGGGCUUCACUAACGAUGUGCCAAAUCAGACCGCCCCGCGUUUCCAGGCAGCGCCACCCUGUAGGGUGCGCGCACCGAUGCUAAAAUGGCCCUGGCACCUUCUGGGUAAUAAAAUGCACGAUAAUGCAUCCAUUGUUAAUAUUUAUUAUCAAUAGCAAUUUGGGUUUAUACGUUGUAUAAUUGUGGUCACCAUCUCCAAAAGUUAUGGUGCAAUGUGGAGAAACGUUCUGCUGCCUCAUUGAGUCUAAAUACUGUUGGGAGUGUCCUGAUUUGGGAUGUUCGUUCGAAUCCUUCGGAAUAGAUAUGCGUGGUACAUAGAACUGCAGUGCCCCAGGGGAAACUCGUGCAUAGGAAACAGAGAUGACACUCAAACUGCUCAUCAGCGUGCCGGCAAACCUACUUGCUCUACUGUGAAGUCUUUGAGGUGUUUUCACUCAAAUCAGUCGGAGGGAGGCUUUGGGGCAGUGUUUGUGCUGGGCUGUUAUCGUCCAGAGAUCUGUGUCAUGCACGUGGCUAUGCUUCCUAAUUGAGUUGACAUGACCAUUCUCGUCACACUUGUGACUACAUGUUACAUACAUUUUCCAUGUUUAAAAUGUUCUCUCGAAAAACAUAAUAUUUACUAUAGUUAGUAAAAAAAAAAUAGAUUAUUAAUUUAAAAAAAUAUUGUAUAACACUGUCAAGAUUGUGUAUUUUAACAAUAUACUAAGCCGUAGUUUAGAUCAUGAGGAUGACAAAUUAUUACCGUAUGACGUUCCACAGUUGCCAAAUAGAAUACGGUACUCAAAUAUGGCAUAACGUCUACGUCGGUUAACAAGGUAAUUGCUGUGAUAGACGCAGCGGUAUUUAUUUAUUCUUAAGAAGUAAAAAAUCUCAUCAUGUCUAUUAUUACAAUGGGGUUCAUAUGAGCAAUAACACAAGUACGUCCGCCAGCUUGCUUUGCUUCCUACCCGGUUUGUACUUGCAGCCCUGCUUGAUGAGCUAUGUUUGGGUUAGACAUCAUCGAUGCUGCGCUCGUUAUUUUUGGAUGAAAUCGGCAUCGGCACUCGCACAAUACAACCAAGUUCAGUGUUAAUCGGUUGCAGGUGUGUGGACACACCAAAGACAAACUCAGGAGCUGCUCAGUAUUUCAAUGAAACACCUCACCGCGAGUCACUUUGAAAACUUUGUAUGACCAUUACGAUGAGCCCCUUUAAGUUUUGAACUUACACAACGUACAAAUGUGACAGUAUCUCAGUGGAGCUGAGAGGAUGGGUAAAAUAACAAGCGUAAAUUCGGAUUGGCGAAAUUAUCUUCUGUGCUGAAGUUAUUUAAUUCUCCAAGUGGAUUACUCAUCUGGCGUGCAGCUGUUUGCAUGCCUUUGUGUGGGGCACCAGUACAAAACCAUGCCAUGAUCGAGAGAAAAAACUUCGACCCAAAGCCAUGACAUUAGUUAUCGCCGCUCAUUCACAACGUGUUUACCCAGCACUCUUCCAUUCGCCUCAGAUUCCCUGUGGUCCCAUACGCCUUCGUCUGCCGAUGAAAUGGGGCCCUUUUCACGUGGGGUGAGGCUUCACUGGGGUCAUGACAUGGGUCUGAAGCAAGGAGUGAGAAUAGCCUCAAACUGCCACAGUGGUCCUUUGGAGAACAGUAACUCGGUCGUUGUAGCGUAAUCUGGGUCACUGCACUCGUUGUGUCAGUAAACACAUAUGCUUACAUUCGCGCUUUUCUGAAACGGUAUACCACAUAUACAGCACAGUGUUUGUAUUUGCCAUUCACUCUUUGAGUGUAGUUCAGAUAAUCACUAAAGUACGUACUUGUUCUCGUCACUACGGUAUUGGUGAUCACGCACUGGAAAAUAACGAGUCGUGUAAAAAUGUCAUUUUAUUUUUCCCCCACCACUGAUGGAUUGAGGCCUCUUUGCGGCAUCGCGCUCCCUUGCGAUCCCUUUGACGCCACAAUCCAUCUCUCUGAUGCACACUAGACGCUCUCCUCAUGGCUCCAUCUCAAAGGUGGUCGUCCUCUCGUGUGAUCCCUCCUUUUGUAGCCCUUCCGUAAGGCGUCUUGUCCAGCAGUCCUUUUCCCUUCCAGCAAUGUGUCCCACUAAUGUAAUUAUUGCGUCAAAACGAUUUCUCUAAUCUGUUCACUAAUCCACGUGUUGCCCAUUCCAUCUCUCGGUCUAAUACUAAUAAUGAGAUGUCUCCACGACAGAAAUAACCGCGGUUUUCAUUUCUCCUUGACAAAGUGGUCACCUACACGAAUGGCAAUGGCGGGGAACUCAGUUUACGCCUGAUAUGAAAUGUGAAAUAAAAUGAUCCUUCUCUUCACCA